Adineta ricciae is the source of this 1809-nucleotide messenger RNA. The record is from the annotation of a GenBank genome assembly. Lineage: Eukaryota; Metazoa; Rotifera; Eurotatoria; Adinetida; Adinetidae.
AUGACCACAAUUCAAAAUGGUCGCUGCGGUUACUUUGAUCUUUAUUAUAUUUUAAACAGUGUGUAUUCAAUUAUAUUUGUCGGCUUGGUUCCUCCCGUAUUAAUGAUUUUAUUUGGGUCUCUGGCUUUCAUAAAUGUUAGCAAAAUGCAUAGGCGUGUUCAACCAGCUGAUGUAUCAACAGCGAAUAAUAGUACCACAAACGUUAUUCAACGUAAAGAUCGUAAUCUAUUGAAAAUGUUAUUAUCUGAGGUUUCAGUGUAUAUUCUAACUAUGAGUUUUUAUCCAAUAGUUGUGUUAGAAGUGUCAGUAACGAAUGCGAUGAAUAUUCAGAAAACUCUUGAAAGAAUUCAAAUUGAAAAUUUUAUGUCGUAUUUAUCAUUAUUUUUUAUCUAUCUAAAUACUUCGGCACCUUUUUAUAUUUAUUUUCUUGCGUCGAAAUCGUUUCGAAAAGAUUGUAAAGAAUCCGUGUAUGGAACGACACCCGGUGGUUUUUCCUCUGCGCCGAAAGGGUGGAAUAGUUUUCCUAUGCAAAGUCUAGGCAUGAAAUUCAAUCAGGAGAAUGUCAUCCAGCAAUGUGAUCAAUUAGUUAAUGAACUUGGUGAUUAUGACUACGAUCUAUGUUCGUUAGAUUCUGGCUGGUCUGUGGGCGCUAACGGCGAUGAAUAUGGUCGUAUCAUAUAUGACAAUUCGAUUUUUGAUAUUCCUCAGUUGGCGGAUCAUCUUCAUAGGAAAGGUUUAAAGUUAGGCGUCUAUGUCGUACCGGGUUACUUUGCUAAUGAUGCAAAUAAAUUUGUUUUCGGCACUAAUUAUACUCUUUCACAGAUUGGUAAUGGACAUAAUAAUGGAUUGGCUAGAAUCGAUCUCAACUACAGUCAUCCUGGAGCGCAAAUAUGGUGUAAUACUGUGGUUGAUCAGUUUGCACAAUGGGGUGUUGACAUGAUUAAGCUUGAUUAUGUUACUCCUGGCAGUCCUGACAAUGGUGUCAAUCUUCUAAAAGACAAUAGUGGAAUUGUUGUAUGUUACCACAAUGCUAUUGCACAACAAAAACGUCAAAUUCGAUUGGAUAUAUCAUGGAAACUCUCCCGUGAUGAACCUUACUAUACCAUCUGGAGCGCUAAUGCCGAUACUAUGCGUACGGAUCAAGACUUAAAUGGUGGUCCUGGUGUACAGACUCAGUGGUCUACGGUACAACGGGCCAUCGAACAAUAUCGUGAAUAUAUGGUGCAAGUUAGCAGAAGGAACACUACUGUUUUAACUAUCUAUCCGGACAUGGACAAUCUUUUUGUUGGAAAUAACGGCUCCAGAAGUGGUCUGACUAAUGCUCAACGACAAACGGUGAUGAGUCACUGGAUCGGAGCAGGUGCAAAUCUUAUUAUUGGUUCGAAUAUGACCGAUUUAGAUGAUUACGGCUCAGAACUUCUCACCAAUAGAAGAGCAUUACAAAUUGCCAAUGAUAUCACUUGUAAAUAUCCCAUGAUGCCUACACAAGGUAACAGUAAUCCAACUCAUGGCCGGCAGGGACAAGUGUGGAUAGCUGGCCCGAGUGUGGAUUCGAAUAUUGCAGUUAUUCUAGUUGCAAAUUAUGGGAACUCGGGCAACAACAACCUAUUUGAUCCAAUUCCUAUUCAGAGUUGGUGGUCUUACAAUUUUACCUUCAGCGACUUCCAAUUUGAUCCUCACACGACUUAUAAGGUGGAGAAUGUUUGGGAAGCCAGUGCUGAUUUUACAGCUCGGGGAGAUGAAAUAAUAUCGGGAAUAUUGCAGGACUCCGAGGUGAAGUUUUGGAAAGUCACGAAAACUGAUACAUGA